This is a messenger RNA of Galeopterus variegatus (Sunda flying lemur), 1067 nucleotides long. RefSeq names its product phosducin (gene PDC). Lineage: Eukaryota; Metazoa; Chordata; Mammalia; Dermoptera; Cynocephalidae. The record is from RefSeq and is a predicted model, not a curated record. The transcript has 3 exons. Gene Ontology annotation, biological process: regulation of G protein-coupled receptor signaling pathway. The coding region runs from base 1 to 651 and encodes 216 amino acids.
AUGGAAGAAGCCAAAAGCCUAAGCGUGGAGGAAGACUUUGAAGGACAGGCCACGCACACAGCUUUUGUGGAGGGGAGGCUAAUGGCCAGAGGAAUUUGGCAUUUGUUGCAGACAUAUUUAAAUAUGAGCAUUCAAGAAUAUGAACUAAUUCAUCAAGACAAAGAAGAUGAAAACUGUCUUCGUAAAUACCGCAGACAGUGCAUGCAGGAUAUGCACCAGAAGCUGAGUUUUGGGCCUAGAUAUGGGUUUGUGUAUGAGCUGGAAACUGGGGAGCAAUUCCUGGAAACAAUUGAAAAGGAACAGAAGAUCAUCACAAUUGUUGUUCACAUUUAUGAAGAUGACAUUAAGGGUUGCAAUGCUCUAAACAGUAGUUUAACAUGCCUUGCAGCAGAAUACCCUAUGGUUAAAUUUUGUAAAAUAAAAGCUUCUAAUACAGGCGCUGGGGACCGCUUUUCCUCAGAUGUACUCCCCACGUUGCUUGUCUACAAAGGUGGGGAACUCAUAAGCAAUUUUAUUAGUGUUACUGAACAGUUGGCUGAAGAAUUUUUUGCUGGGGAUGUGGAGUCUUUCCUAAAUGAAUAUGGGUUACUACCUGAAAGAGAGAUUCAUGCCACAGAGCAGACCAACAUGGAAGAAGAAGAUAUUGAAUAAAGAUUCAAUAUAUCACUAUCUCAUAUGUAUUCUUUAUGCAUUGAACAUUAAUUUUGGUAGUAUCCAUAUUUCUUUAGAGAAUACCAAGUACAGCCAUAGCUAUUCUGAUUUGAAAAAAAAGAUUGACACUAAAAUUCUGUUAUGAGCAUUUCUUAGUAUUAGUUAUUCAGAUUGAUACAAUGCUUUAAUGAAAAAAACAUUGUAGUCUUCAGCAACAUUGUUAGUAGACAAAGAGGUUGUGGAUAAUAUUGUGACAUUUUUUAAAAAAUCUCUUUCACGUUAUGCAUUUGGGUUUUUUUUACUCCUUUUUUCCUCAGCGUUAUUAUUUGGACUUUUCAAAUUAUAUUAUUAAUUAUAAUUUUGCUUGUGUAAUAGGAAUAAAAUCUAAUGAAGAAAUAAAUUUUCUGUUUGAUGUC